Molecule: messenger RNA, 2342 nt
Organism: Zychaea mexicana
Lineage: Eukaryota; Fungi; Mucoromycota; Mucoromycetes; Mucorales; Lichtheimiaceae
Exons: 5
Coding region: 83-2200 (705 amino acids)
Molecular function (GO): flavin adenine dinucleotide binding; long-chain-alcohol oxidase activity
Source: RefSeq, a predicted model, not a curated record
GCCCUCGGGUCUCUUUUUUCUCUUCUUCCUACUUCUUCUACUCACUCGACUUGGUUAACCAACAACAUCAUCAACUUCAACCAUGGCAGCAUCAAUUGAUCCGAACCGAAAACUUGUGGCUCCAGAAUUCGAUUUGAAUGAAGAUCAGCUCGCUGUCUUUACUGCAACCAUGGACACAUUUAUUGCAAAGCUGAAUGACAAGGAAGUCCAAGAACUGACCGAGCAACUUUGUGGCCAACCCAACAGUAUUCACACGGCCGAGGAAAUUAAGGAAUUUGCCCAGCACUCCAACUCGUCGCUCAACAACUGGCCGAUUGUGAAAGCCUUUUUAAACCGUGCCCUGGCAGCCGACAAACGUCAAGAAUUGGCCAUGAUAUUGACUCUGUUGUCCUUGCGCCCCGGUUCGUUCUUGCUGACCGGCCACUACCAACGUUUCCAGGACUUGACGCGCCAAGAACGCGAGCAGGUCGUCUUGAAGUGGAAGAACUCGUACAUUCCUCAGCUUCGUUUAUUGUACAAGAUGUUCUUUUCAACCACUUGCCAUCCAACCUAUGGUGCCAGGGACAGCGGCUUGCAUCGGGGCAUGCAGUAUCCAGGCACAGGCGUCGCCGAGCCCGAGGAUAAACCUGCUCCCAAGGAACGCUUCUCAUUGCUCAACUAUGACGAUUUGGUGCCCCAAGUCAAAUUUGAUGCUAUCGUCAUUGGCAGCGGUGCUGGCGGUGGUGUCACCGCUUCUGAGCUUGCCAAAGCGGGUAAAUCUGUCUUGGUUAUUGACAAGGGCAAGUACUACCACGAGGACGACAUGGAGUUGCUCGAGUCCACUGGAUUUGCAAAUAUGUACGAGUACGGAGGGUUCUUCUCUUCCUAUGAAGGCUCUAUGAAUAUCUUGGCCGGUAGUGUGUUUGGCGGUGGUACCACGGUCAACUGGUCGGCUUCUCUCAAGCUUCAACAUUUUGUCCGCGAGGAAUGGGCCAGACAAGGCUUGACGCAUUUCAUUUCCCCAAAGUUCGCACGUGAUUUGGAUCGUGUCUUUGAGCGUAUCGGUGCAAGCACGGCUGGUAUCAAGCACAAUGGAGCCAACUCACUCCUUAUUAAAGGAUGCCAGGAACUUGGUUAUCAUUCUGCUGACUUGCACCAAAACACUGACGGCAAAUCUCACGAAUGCAACUUUUGCUUUACUGGAUGCAAGGAUGGUAUCAAGAACGGCACAAUGAACUCGUGGCUCCGCGAUGCCAAGGAUCAUGGCGCCAAAUUUUUGGAUCGCUCCAAGGUCACACGCGUUCUGAUCGAGAAGGGACGCGCUGUGGGAGUUGAAGUCAUUGUCCACUAUGACAAGAAGGUCACCAUCCGCGCCGACCAGGUCGUUGUCGCCGCCAGCUCGCUGCACACACCUGGCAUUUUGCAGCGCUCUGGCUUGACCAACAAGAACAUUGGCCAGAACUUGCGUCUGCAUCCAUGCAGCAUUUCGUUUGGUUUCUUUGACGAAAACGUCGACUGCUUUAAAGGUUCAAUCAUGACAGCUGUCAGCAAUGUUGCCGAAAAUGUCGAUAGUGAAGGCUACGGUGCCAAGAUUGAAGUACCUUGCCUGCAUCCUGGCAGUUACUCGACCGUCCUGCCCUGGCGCGGUGCUGCUCACCACAAGUCAUUGAUGCUGCGCUACCGCAAGUGCGCACCCAUGUUGAUCUUGUCGCGUGACAAAGACUCCAAGGGCGUGGUUCGCUCCGACGCGAACGGCAACAUGGUCGUCGACUUUGAACUCUCGAAUCAUGACCGUCAGUCGAUUCUGGAAGGCAUCGAGCGAUCGCUCAAGAUCUUGUGCGCCGCUGGUGCACGUGAACUGCACACGGGACAGUUUGGCGUCGAUCCUUUCGCGUUUCAGGCUGGCGAAGAAUCGCGUGUCGACAACCCGCGGUUCGUGGAAUGGCUGGACAAGGUGCGCAAGUACGGUUUGCCUCAGGAUGGUGCAGGUAUCUUUUGCGCUCACCAAAUGGGUACGUGUCGCAUGGGGGUGUCGCCCAAGAUGUCUGUCGUUAAGCCCACGGGCGAAACGUGGGAAGUCAAGAACCUCUUUGUUUCUGACGCUUCCUUGUUCCCCACCGCCUCCGGUGUCAACCCCAUGGUGACCACUGAAGCUUUGGCUCUUCAUGUUGCCGACAGCAUCAUCAAACAGUCUGCUGGCACAUCGGCAUCCAAGCUCUAGAUUAGAACCAUAAUAAGUAUUAAUCAUGCAUACCCCUACUUGUUCCCGACCCUUUCGCUUCCUUGUUCCAAUGCUUGUACUAUUAUAUCACAUACUACUGAUACACCCCCCCCCCUUUGCUUUUUUGUGCACGUGUUUUCUU